Molecule: messenger RNA, 2745 nt
Organism: Corylus avellana
Lineage: Eukaryota; Viridiplantae; Streptophyta; Magnoliopsida; Fagales; Betulaceae
Product: G-type lectin S-receptor-like serine/threonine-protein kinase At2g19130
Biological process (GO): recognition of pollen; protein phosphorylation
Molecular function (GO): protein serine/threonine kinase activity; ATP binding
Source: RefSeq, a predicted model, not a curated record
CUCCCUGAAUCCCUCUUGUAAUUAUUGUUCCUCAGAAGAUCUAGCUACUCUGCAAAAAUUCUUUGCAGCCAUGGAUACCAAGAAGAAUCCAUGGCUCAUGCUUUCUCUUGUCUUCCUCAGCUUAUCUCUCAACAACCAUCUUUCUCAUGGAGCUGACACCAUCUCUGCCAUCUCUGCCAACCAAUCUCUCUCUGGUGACCGAACCAUUGUCUCUGCAGGUGGGAGCUUUGAACUGGGUUUCUUCCAAACAGGUAGCUCUUCUAACUACUAUAUAGGCAUGUGGUACAGUCUCAGCAAAGUCUCAACCCGAACCAUAGUUUGGGUCGCAAACAGAGAUAAACCAGUCUCUGAUAUAAGUUCUUCUGUAUUAAAAAUCUCGGGUGGUAAUUUGGUUCUCUUCAAUGAGUCCCAAAUCCCAGUUUGGUCCACAAAUUUGACCUCCACCACUUCAUCGAGUCCUGUAGAAGCUGUUCUUCUAGAUGAAGGAAAUCUUGUUGUGAGAGAUGGGUCUAAUUCAUCAAAAUAUUUAUGGCAAAGUUUUGAUAACCCAGCUCAUACAUGGCUUCCUGGUGGUAAGAUUGCAUUCAACAAAAUUACCAAUGAAAAACAACGCCUCAUUUCAUGGAAGAAUGAGGAGGAUCCUGCACCAGGACUCUUCAAUCUUGAACUACAGGCAAAUACCAGUUCGUAUAUUAUUCUGUGGAAUAGGUCCAUUCAGUAUUGGACUAGUGGAGCUUGGGAUGGGAAGAUUUUUAGCUUAGUUCCUGAAAUGAGGGCCAAUUAUAUCUACAACUUCAGUUAUGUUAACAACACAAAUGAGAGUUAUUUCACCUAUUCUCUUUACAAUCCUUCCACCAUUUCUCGAUUCGUGAUGGAUGUUUCUGGGCAGAUUAAGCAGUAUACAUGGUUAGAAAAUACCAAACAGUGGAAUUUGUUUUGGGUUCAACCGAAAACACAAUGUGAGGUUUAUGCUUUUUGCGGGGCAUUUGGUAGCUGCAACGAAAAAUCCUUGCCUUUUUGUAGCUGUUUAAGAGGUUUUGCUCAGAAGUCGCAGAGCGACUGGAAUUUGUCAGAUUUUUCUGGUGGGUGCAUGAGGAGAACUGCUUUACAGUGUGAGAAUACCAAUCUUACUAAUAGACAGGCGGACAGGUUCUUUCAAAUGCCCAGCAUGGCAUUGCCUGUACAACCACAAUCUGUUGGGGUUGGAAAUGCUGCAGAAUGUGAAUCCACCUGCUUGAAUAGCUGCUCUUGCACUGCUUAUGCUUAUGAAAUCAAUAAUUGUUCAAUUUGGGUUGGAGAUCUCGUGAAUCUGCAACAACUCACUGUAGGUGAUCCUAAUGGGAGAACUCUAUAUCUCAAACUUGCAGCUUCUGAGUUCUCGAGUAAAAAGAAUAAUAAGGGGAUAAUUGUUGGUGCUGUUGCGGGCUCAGUUGCAGCAGUUCUGCUAUGCCUUUUUGUGGUUGUAAUCCUUAGAAGAAGGAACAGAGCUGUUGGAACAGGAAAAACAGUAGAGGGUUCAUUGGUGGCAUUUGGGUACAGAGACUUGCAAAAUGCGACCAAGAAUUUCUCAGACAAGUUGGGGGGAGGAGGCUUUGGUUCUGUUUUCAAAGGGACCUUAUCCGAUUCAACAUUCAUAGCAGUCAAGAAACUUGAAAGCAUCAGCCAAGGAGAGAAGCAAUUCCGCACAGAAGUCAGUACAAUCGGGACAAUCCAACAUGUAAAUCUUGUUCGGCUUCGUGGGUUCUGCUCUGAAGGUGAUAGAAAGUUGCUGGUCUAUGAUUAUAUGCCAAAUGGCUCAUUAGAAUCUCAUCUUUUCCAUGAAAAGUUUUUGGACUGGAAAACAAGAUACCAGAUUGCUAUUGGAACAGCUAGAGGGUUGACUUAUCUCCACGAGAAGUGCAGAGAGUGCAUCAUACACUGUGACAUAAAACCAGAAAACAUUCUUCUUGAUGCUUAUUUAUGUCCAAAAGUGGCAGAUUUUGGCCUGGCCAAGCUUGUUGGGCGUGAGUUCAGUCGAGUCCUGACAACCAUGAGAGGCACAAGAGGUUAUCUUGCUCCGGAGUGGAUUUCAGGGGUGGCCAUUACAGCCAAGGCUGAUGUUUACAGCUAUGGAAUGAUGCUUUUCGAAUUUGUCUCGGGAAGGAGAAACUCUGAGCCAUCAGCAGAUGGCAAAACUGGAUUCUUCCCAACUCGGGCUGCAAGCCUCUUAGCUGAAGGGGGUGAUGUCCUUAGCCUAUUAGAUCCCAGGUUGGAAGGAAACGCUGAUGCAGAAGAGAUCACAAGAGUUUGUAAAGUUGCUUGUUGGUGCGUCCAAGAUGAUGAAACUAACAGGCCGACGAUGGGUCAGGUAGUUCAAAUCCUUGAGGGAGUUUUAGAUGUGAACCUGGCCCCGAUUCCAAGAUCUCUCCAAGUAUUUGCUGACAACCAGGAGCACAUAGUUUUCUUCACUGAGUCAUCCUCAAGCCAAAGUUCACAGGCACGGAGCAACGCUUCAGCUACUUCCUCUCAGUCGAAGAGUGGCGUGUCAUCGACGAGUUCAAAGUCUUGAGAGCAAUCAAAUGAAGACACCUUGAGCUCUUAUAUGUUUGGUAAAUAAUCUGUUUUCUCAUUUUUGUUCUUUUAAAUUUGUGUCCUAAUAACUGUUAUAUAUAGCUUAUAUUUUUCUGGUAGGAGUGUUUGUGUAUUCCAUGGAAGCAUUGCUUCAAAAUAACAAAUAAUGCAAUUGGCUAUGGCUUCUGGUGUUGU